Molecule: messenger RNA, 312 nt
Organism: Vicia faba (fava bean)
Lineage: Eukaryota; Viridiplantae; Streptophyta; Magnoliopsida; Fabales; Fabaceae
Source: the annotation of a GenBank genome assembly
AUGUGGCGCAUCCCUUACUCAACCUUCUCCGAUCAAACAAAAUUUUCUGUUGUAUACUUCAAUUGGCUUCUCCAUUGUAUUUCCGCUCAUCAUCUCUCUCAUGGUGGCGUCAAAUUUUCAUCAGAUUCAAACGGCGACAACGCUUCGAUGAAACAUAAUUCUGUCGCAUCUUUAAGGUUCUUGCGUAAGCUUCGGCAAAACAAGGAAGAGAUUGACGAUUACAGACUGUUGAAGCUUUUAGAUAUGGUGAAUGAAGCACGGUUAUACAAAGUUGAUGGCAGUGAUGAAAGUGUUGUUGAGGAGGUAGAUUGA